Messenger RNA from Aethalodelphis obliquidens (Pacific white-sided dolphin), 3768 nucleotides. RefSeq names its product ankyrin repeat domain 13B (gene ANKRD13B). The record is from RefSeq and is a predicted model, not a curated record. NCBI's taxonomy places the organism in Eukaryota, Metazoa, Chordata, Mammalia, Artiodactyla, Delphinidae. The transcript has 19 exons. Bases 850 to 2649 code for a protein of 599 amino acids. Gene Ontology annotation, cellular component: cytoplasm. Gene Ontology annotation, molecular function: protein binding.
GGCAUGAGGAGCGGGCGAUGAUCCCCGCCAACGCCUCCGCCAGGAAGGGGCCCGAGGGCAAGUACCCGCUGCACUACCUCGUGUGGCACAACCGCCACCGCGAGCUGGAGAAAGAGGUCCGCGCCGGCCAGCCGCCGCUUUUGUGCUGUUGACCCGGAGAGGGUGAUGGGAGCGGCCCCCGCCCGCUUCCCUCCGGCCCGGACUGGCGGCCCACACGUGCUCCGGACCCUCCCAGAUUGGGGAAGUGGUUUGCAGCCACUGGUAACGGAAGCGAGGUCAGAGUGGUGGAUCCUGCGGGACAGAGAUGAACAAACCAGGCACAGCCCAUGCCCUCCAGGAAACCCCGUUCUGGUGAAGCAAGUGUGAACAGGGAAGUACAGUGUGAUGUGCAGGGUGCUAAAACAGUCCAGCCUCUUCUGGCUCAUUCUCUGCUUUCCUCCCCUUGAGGGCAAGAGAAGACAAGCCUCUGAUAGAGGUUACAGCUGGAGGGAUUUAAGUAUGAUCUGAGAGGAACUUCCCAAUGGGAUGGUUGAUGGUUGGUCGAAGAAUUGUUAGGAAGAAGGCUAGUGGCUGAAUGUCCGGAUCACCUCAGUCACACUCCCUUGCCCAAGGGGUGGGUGGUCCUUUUCUUGCAGAGAUUGGAGAGAGGCAGAAUGCCUUAGAAGAAAAGGCUUUUUCACCCAGGCCUCUCUGAUUGACAGUCCUCAGGCUGCCACAGAAACCAGGGACCAGGUUCACCCCAUCCCCACCCACUCAUCCCCUCACCCUGCUGCCUCUUCUUCACUCCAAGAAAGCCCUGCAGAAGCCCUCCGUGGGCAGGCUUGGCAAUGCUGGCCAAGGAGGAGGGGGAUGGCACGGCAGGCUUCUGAGCAGGUGGACAUCGAGCAGCUGGAUCCCCGUGGGCGGACUCCCCUGCACUUGGCCACCACCCUGGGGCACCUCGAGUGUGCCCGCGUGCUCCUGGCACACGGCGCAGAUGUGGGCAGGGAGAAUCGCAGCGGCUGGACAGUGCUUCAGGAAGCUGUGAGUACCCGGGACCUGGAGCUGGUGCAGCUGGUGCUGCGGUACCGGGACUACCAGCGGGUGGUGAAGCGGCUGGCAGGCAUCCCUGUGCUCCUGGAGAAGCUGCGCAAGGCCCAGGACUUCUACGUGGAGAUGAAAUGGGAGUUCACUAGCUGGGUGCCCCUGGUGUCCAAGAUCUGCCCCAGUGACACCUACAAAGUGUGGAAGAGUGGGCAGAACCUUCGGGUAGACACCACACUUCUGGGCUUUGACCACAUGACGUGGCAGCGAGGGAACCGCAGCUUUGUCUUCAGGGGCCAAGACACGAGCGCCGUGGUUAUGGAGAUUGACCACGACCGCCGGGUGGUGUACACAGAGACCCUGGCUCUGGCUGGGCAGGACCGUGAGCUACUGCUGGCUGCUGCCCAGCCCACCGAGGAGCAGGUGCUGAGCCGGCUCACCGCACCCGUCGUCACCACGCAGCUCGACACCAAGAACAUCUCCUUUGAGAGGAACAAGACCGGCAUCCUGGGCUGGCGCAGCGAGAAGACCGAGAUGGUGAAUGGGUAUGAAGCCAAGGUAUAUGGGGCAUCCAAUGUGGAGCUCAUCACCCGGACACGGACAGAGCAUCUUUCAGAACAGCACAAGGGCAAGGUCAAAGGCUGUAAGACACCUCUGCAGUCCUUCCUGGGAAUUGCUGAGCAGCAUGGGGGCCCCCAAAAUGGGACCCUGAUCACUCAGACUCUGAGCCAAGCCAACCCCACUGCCAUCACCGCAGAAGAGUACUUCAAUCCCAACUUUGAGCUUGGCAACCGUGACAUGGGCCGACCCAUGGAACUGACCACCAAGACACAGAAGUUCAAGGCCAAGCUGUGGCUGUGUGAGGAGCAUCCCCUGUCCCUGUGUGAGCAGGUGGCCCCCAUCAUUGACCUCAUGGCCGUCAGCAAUGCACUUUUUGCCAAGCUCCGGGAUUUCAUUACCCUGCGCCUGCCUCCAGGAUUCCCUGUCAAGAUUGAAAUCCCGAUUUUCCACAUCCUCAACGCCCGUAUCACCUUCGGGAACCUCAAUGGCUGCGAUGAGCCGGUGCCGUUGGUGCGAGGCAGCCCCAGCAGCGAGACCCCUUCCCCAGGCAGUGACUCCUCCAGUGUCAGCAGCUCCAGUUCCACGACCUCGUGCCGCGGCUGCGAGAUCUCCCCCGCGUUGUUCGAGGCCCCACGCGGCUACAGUGUGCUGGGCGGCCAGCGAGAGGCCGCCACCCGCGACGACGAUGACGACCUGCUGCAGUUCGCCAUCCAGCAGAGCCUGCUUGAGGCGGGCAGUGAGUAUGACCAGGUCACCAUCUGGGAGGCGCUAACCAACAGCAAACCGGGCACUCACCCCAUGUCCUACGAGGGUCGCCGACAGGACAGGAGCGCUCCGCCCACGCCGCAGCGCCAGUCCACAACCCCCGCGGGCCUGGCGUCGGUCCCCAGCCCUCGGCCGAGCCCGCGCCCAGGCCAAGGCGGCCACGUGUUCCGGAGCUACGAUGAGCAGCUGCGGCUGGCAAUGGAGCUGUCUGCGCAGGAGCAGGAGGAGCGACGGCGGCGCGCGCGCCAGGAGGAGGAGGAGCUGGAGCGCAUCCUGCGGCUUUCUUUGACUGAGCAGUAGCGCCCACUGCCGGGCCCCUUGGCCACGCCCCGCGGGACCCGCCCCGGAGCGAGAGUCGCCCCUCCUGCGCGCUCUCCGAGCUGACUCCGGAGACCCGAACCGCCGCCUCGGGGGCGUAGCGGCGCACCCGGCACCAGAUGGGGAGGGGUUCGGCCCGGCCGUGGGGUACCUUCCUGGAGGCAGCUGGCACGGCUCCCCUGCUUUGCUGUAUCCUGACCCCACCCCACUCUCCUGGGCUCGGACCGGUCCAAGGGCGGAGCCAGGCCGUUUGAGGGGGAGACGGUCCUUAGAGGAGCACUGUCUCCAUCCCUUGCUCCUUCUGGCCGGUCCUCCUUUCUGCUCACUGACCCCACUCCAGGACACUGCCCGUGAAGCCUUUGCAUCUCCGCUCUUCACCCCUGGGGGGCAGCUGAGCUCCCCACGUGCUGUGUGGCUGCUUCGUCCUAGACACAAACCAGCACGUCAAGGGCCCAGCUCCUCCCCCACCCCGGCAUUUCAGCGUCAAGUGCACUUAGCGGGGUGCCCGGCUCCCCCAGCCCCCACACCCCUCCCGGGUCUCAGGGUGGUCCCAGCUUCUCUUUGGGUGACCAGAGGUUGGAGUCCCCAUCCCCAAGGCACGUUUUUGUGAUCAGGGAGGGUGCCCAAGGUGGCCCCAAGUCUGGGCAAGGCCUGGCUCCCUCGUGGUGUCUUGGCGAAUGGGGAGGCAUAGUGGGCGUGGGGCAAACACCAGACUGGACACAGGGGUCGCCCAGGGCCCUGGCACCACCAUCCAUCCCUUCCCACCAGCUGCUGCUAGCCCUCUGUGGUUGUGCAUCCUACUUUCCCUCCACCCAGGGGCUGACUCCGAAACCCUUCAUCCAAUGGUGCUAACCCCCGGCUCUCCCCUGCCCCACCCCACCACCCAGAGAAGCACAGACCCCGCCAGGGGCAGGGGCCCACUGCACACCCUCGUCUGGGUUCUCUCGGACUGGCCUUCCUGGCUCAGCCAGUGAGGCUUGGAAGGGACACGAAAGCGAUGGAAGAAAACAACAAAGGGAAGCUGUUCCUCUCACCCUCUUCCCUGAUGCCAGGGGCACCAGACUGAUUCUGAGGCACAAAUAAAAGAGGCUUCAAACCCGA